Molecule: messenger RNA, 12252 nt
Organism: Harmonia axyridis
Lineage: Eukaryota; Metazoa; Arthropoda; Insecta; Coleoptera; Coccinellidae
Gene: HUWE1
Product: E3 ubiquitin-protein ligase HUWE1
Exons: 29
Coding region: 226-11775 (3849 amino acids)
Biological process (GO): positive regulation of protein catabolic process; proteasome-mediated ubiquitin-dependent protein catabolic process; protein polyubiquitination
Cellular component (GO): nucleus
Molecular function (GO): protein binding; ubiquitin-protein transferase activity
Source: RefSeq, a predicted model, not a curated record
CCGAGUCCUAUCAGUUUAAUAAAAAUAGACAAAAUUGACGUUCAUGCUCAACGCCUGAAUUGGAAUACAAGCGUUAAAUAAAAUAGUGCCAAACAUUCUAGGAGUUGUUGUAUUUGCGGAAUCAUAUAAUAUUAUUUCACACAUGAAGCUUUAGUAAUUGAGAUAAUGGUUUCAUUUAUACAGUUCGUUUUUGUUACUUGAGUUCAAAAAAAGGAAUCAGUCAAGAUGAAAGUUGACAGAGCCCGCCUCAAGAAGUUCUCUUCUGAGGUGCCUGCUGAGUGUUACCAAAUAAUAGAGCAUUUGCAAACAUGUACCAGACCUGAGUUGUUAGAUGAAUUAUCAAAAAUCCAUACAUGGACUUUUGGUAAAUGUGAGUUGUAUCAUUGGGCGCCAGUCUUGGAUAUUUUUGAUAGAAUCCUAGAAGAAGCAUGUGAACCAGAAGUGCAAAAUAAGUGGAUGUUAUUUUGUGAUAUACAUUACUCUCCAGAAGAUCGAAAUUUGCUACUAUGGAUUUUGCAUUUCUCAACCCUAUUGAUAGAACAUUCAUUCUCGCGCCAUUUAUACAACUCUAUGGGGCACCUAUUAGCUCUGCUGCAGGCACACGAUAUGUCCAUUGUAUUAGGUGUUUUAAAUUUGUUGUAUAUGUUCUCUAAAAGAAGUAACUUCAUCACCAGACUCAAGACGGAGGAGAAAGUUUUCCUCACAUCUAGAUUAUAUAAUUUAGCUGAGAACUGGGGAGGUAAGGAAAAUGGUUUUGGACUGGCAGAAUGUUGUGAUGAAGAUAAACCAGUUGCUCCCUCAGCUACAACUCUACAUAUAGAGUUUCAUAAAGAUGAUAUGGAAGUGAAACAUCCUAAAGAUACAAGACUUACCUCAAACAUAAUACACAUAGAGCAUGUUGACAAAUUGCAUAAGACACCUGCUGAAAUAAUGAAAUCUUUAGUGUCCAUGUAUAAUAUUCCAGAAGACAAAGAGAUGUGGCUGUAUUGUCAUGUCCGUUUGGCCCAUCAAUUUUCGGAAUAUCAGAGUCGUUUAUUACUUGUCCAAGCUAGAUUACAAGCACUAUCAAUUCUGAUAUAUUCUAAUGCUCUGCAAGAUUCGCCACAGAAUCUUUUGUACUCUGGCAUUUUGGAGGAACUUGUUGAACUUAUCGAAUUGCCUAAACCCCAUUUGGUUGAAAUUCGAUCUGCCGCUCUAAGAACACUGACUGCUAUAAUACAUUUGGAUAGGAGCCCACACAUUGCCAAGUAUGUAGACUUGAUGAAACCUGGUUCUCGACUACAUAACAUUAUAGAUGUAACUGGAGCAAGUCAGUAUCACGGUUUUUUACCUGUAAUGGUUCGUACCUGCAUUUCAAUUCUUACAAACCAGAAUGAUGAAAGAAUUUUAACACAAGCAGAAGGAAUUUUCCCACGUGCUGAGGUAGAUGAGGCUAAUGAGCCUGUCGAUUUUCAUUCAGAGGGCAUUCUCAGUAUUGCUAUGUUGCAUAACAAUCAAUCUAAAUUUCCCCUUGCUUUAGCCACAGCACUGUUUUCAUUUUUAUACCACUUAGCAAGUUAUGAAGCUGGUGGAGAAGCAUUGGUAACAUGCGGUAUGAUGGAGUCCCUUCUUCAAGUAAUCAAUUGGCAUGGUACAGAGUUGGAACAUAUAACAUUUGUUACCCGUGCUGUCAGAGUUAUUGAUCUUAUCACUAAUAUUGAUAUGCAAGCUUUCCAAACACAUGAAGGGCUCCAGAGUUUCAUAAAUCGCCUUAGUGCUGAAGUUAAUUUAUGCAGAAAAGAUCAACUUGUGGAGGUCAAAACAAGGACACAAGAUGAUGAAGUUGAAGAAGGGAGUGAAAUGGACACAGGAGAAUCCAUAGUUCAAAUGAUUAAAAAUCAUCCUAGAAAUCAGGGUAAAACCUGUUUGCCUCAACGCGCUGCCCUCUUGAAAUCAAUGCUGAAUUUCCUGAAGAAGGCUUUUCAGGACACCACAUUUUAUGAUAACGUUCGUCAUCUUAUGGAAGGUCCUUUACCUGAUGCAUUGAAAAACAUAAUAGCUAAUGCAGAAUAUUAUGGGCCAUCCUUGUUUCUUCUGGCAACAGAUGUGGUAACUGUUUAUGUUUAUCAAGAACCAGCAUUGCUGGGUACCAUCCAAGAUAAUGGACUAACAGAUGUUGUCCUUUAUGCAUUACUUACGAAAGAAGUUCCUCCUACAAGAGAAGUUUUAGGAUCCCUCCCUAAUAUAUUCAGUGCACUUUGCUUGAAUCACAGGGGUUUGACACAAUUCACAAAGUUCAAACCAUUCGAAACAUUCUUCAAAAUAUUAAUUUCCCCAACGUAUUUAGCAGCAAUGAGAAGGAGGCGUAGUUCAGAACCAAUGUCUGACACUGCUUGUAAUCUGGGAAACGCCAUGGACGAAUUAAUGAGACAUCAGCCAAGCCUUAAGGCUGACGCUAUAGCAGCAUUGGUGAAAUUGCUUCAAGAAUUGGUUAACCUAGGUACUGAUCCAAAGUACAUAUGCUGGAGACCAAGCAGUAAAACUGAAAUUUCCCCUUCAAUAAAUUGCAGAGUCAUAAAUAACACUGAAGGUUCGUCUGAUGAAGAUGACGAUGAAGAAGAAGAAGCUUCAACCUCUUCUCAGAAUGCUGAAGCUCAUACACAGAAUAGCGAAAGACAACCAAUAGCUUUGAUAGACUAUAUUCUCAAUGUUAUGAAAUUCGUUGAUGCUAUUUUGAGCAACAACUCAACUGAUGAUCACUGCAAAGAAUUCAUACAACAGGGAGGUCUACCGUAUCUAUUGGGACUGCUUAGGCUUCCUAAUUUACCUGUAGAUUACCCCGCUACUAAUACAGCUCAAGCUGUGGCAACAGUGUGCAAGAGUAUUCUUAACUUAGCCCAUGAUUGUUCUCUGUUCAAAGAAGGGUUGCAUCAAUUGGCUGAGGUUUUACUUCUUAUGAAACCACUUUUCUCCAAGACAGAAGUACCUGGAGGGUCUAAGUUAUUGAUGGAAUUGGCAAGCGCUCCAAAUGCAGAUAAUGCGUUCAGUACAGCUACUGAUACUCCUCUUCUCCAUGGAAUGAGUGCAGCUCACGGAUAUGUAAUAAUGUUUGUACAUAUUUGCCGAACUGGCCAAAAUGACAUUCGAAGUUUGUCAUUGCAACAAUGGGGAACUCAAGACGGGAUACGUGUCUUGAGAGGAUUAUCUGAAUUGUACACCUCCCUUGUAUGGGAAAGUACUCUUCUUCUGGCAUAUUGUAGUGAGGAUUUAAUGCCCUCAUACUGUAAUAUACCAAGAGAAGACACAGAAAAGUUGUACAAUUUCUUUGCCAUGUGUGAUAUGGCUAAUCCCGGAGAAGGUCCUUCCACCUCUUCUAUAGAUACUCUGACCAAAAGUAACGGUCCUGCCAUAGCUGAUUCUGGAUCAGAGGCAGGCUCUGCAAAGCCUAAUCCUAAUGUCAAGCUAAUCAAGCCUCUUCUUGCAUCCUCAUCUAGGUUAGGACGAGCUUUAGCUGAAUUAUUUGGAAUUCUUGUUAAAUUAUGCGUUGGCAGUCCGGUACGCCAAAGGAGAGGCCAAAAUGUUGUUGCUACUCCUCCUAGCCCAUCUCCAUUUGCAAGAAACGUUGCCACUGCAUUGGGCCUAUUACUUUGCGAUGGAUUGGAUUGGGAAAAACUUCAACAUUGUCCCACCCCAAAAUGUAGAUUGACUUUCUUGAUCUGUAGCGUUGGAUUUACCAGUCCCAUGCUCUUUGACGAGAAAAGAUAUCCAUAUCAUCUUCUUCUCAAGAAGUUUGUUGAAUGUGGAGGUCUAGAUGCUUUUUUUAAGACUUUCAGAUGGGCAUUGAGUGCUGGUGGUACUAUUCCUAUUGAACAAGGAUUAGAAGAUCCAAAUUUACCUGAAGGAACUGGAGGAUUUCUGGAUGCAUGGUUGAUGCUUCUUGAGAAAAUGGUCAACCCCAAAGCUGUACUAGAAUCACCACAUGUGGUGUCAAACCGUGGAUCUGAACACCCUGUACACGGUUGGCAUUUCGAUCCCCUGAAAUAUUUGAUCACCAUUCACAAAUUGGCUUUUGAGAGUUGUAUGUUAUUAUGGGGUAGAACGCCAUUACCCACAUACGGUACAAGAAUGACCGAGUCUAUGCUGACAAUUUUCAAGCAUAUUCUACGUGGAGAAAAAAUAAUAAAAGAAAAAAUGAAGGAUGGUACUUUAGGACCUUUAACGAGUAAUACUAUGUCUGAUAAAGAUUUCCCCGAUAAUUUGAAACAGUUGAUGGAUAUGGGAUUCAGUAGGGAGCAUGCAUUGGAAGCUCUAGUUCAUACAAACAACUUAGAGCAAGCAACAGAUUACCUGCUUACCCAUCCUCCAGACCAAGAAUUCAACCGUAUAUAUGAACUUAUUGGUAGUGUUGUUGAAAAUCUGUCAACUACUCUUGGUGGUGCGCCAUUAGCUGAAAGUCUCAUUGAUCAAUUCAGUAAAGAUUGCAUUAAAGUUUGUCUAUUUAUCAUCAAACAUAUACCAGACUGUGUUCAUAAAGUGUGUGAGCUCUUGGUAACAGUCAUGAAAAGAAAUGGAAAACCAUAUAGGGAUCAGUUGUACGAAUUGAUUGUUGAGGAAAUCUACAGGAUCUCUGUUAAAAUCUCAACGUUGCACCUUGAUUUCAUCAUUUGUGUUGAUUUGAAUACAACCAACCAAUUAUCCAAGUUAUGUCAUUUGUAUAUUCUCUUCUUAGAAAUGUCAACCUAUUUUGAGAUGAGAAUAUCUUGUGCUGGAGCUGCUUUCAAGAAAAGAGAUUUACUUCCAGCUCUCAUAAACCUUGUAUCGAGAACUGAAAUAGCAAUGACCAAUCAUAAUGUUGGAGCUGGAUUUAAAUGGCUCUCACCUGUUAUCCUGAUGAUCGAUGAGUUAUCAAAAAUUUCCAUACUCUGCGAUAGAAAAGAUAUGAUGCAUUCGAAUACAAGUAGGGUAUGGCGAUGGUUCGAUUUGGUUACAGGCAAAUGGUCUCCUUAUUCGUCUAGUAAUAAUAAAACCAUCAAUGACGCGUAUUGGGCUGGCGAACACAGUGUGAAAGUCAGUUGUGGACGGAGAAGAUACACAGUGACAUUUGCUAACAUGCUUCAGAUAAAUGAUGAGAGUGGCAAUAACCGACCCAUAGCUAUGACCAUUGUUUACUUGAACCAUCCUAGUUUUAUGGAUAUAACUAAACCUCCGCCACCAGAUGCUAGAGGUGAGAAAGAUGGAAAUACUGCACGUUUUGAGGAAAUGGAUAAAGCCCAGAAAAUAUGCAUGCUCCUAGCUUGUGUUAAGUUGUUGCAAUUGCCCAUCGAUCGUGAAGUUAUUCACUCUGUACUUCAAACAUGCGUCCGACUGACGAGAAGUUUCGAAAUGGCGAAGAUAUUUGUGGAAGAAGGGGGUGUGAAAGCUCUACUAGCAAUGAAAUAUAUGGCUGAUUUUAUGGGUUUCGGUAUACUAGCAACAAUACUGAUCAAACAUUGCCUGGAAGAACCUAACAUUUUAGCCUAUGCAAUGGAGAAGAUUAUCAGAGGUAGGACAAUAUCUACAAUACCUCCUCCCUAUAAAGAGUUAAUAUACUUCACCAGGCAAGUUGGAGGUGCCAUUACAAGAGAUCCAGCAACAUUUAGUGAUGUUUGCAGAACAAUUUUGAGAUUAGAUACCUCAACUUACAGAAAUGAUGAAAUCGAUCCUAGAUUGAUCGUUAGAUGUGAACCAGCUGUUAGGAGUAAACCCCCAGUACUGGAAUCUAGAGUGGCUAAUGAAGUACUAAGUGAUCUACUGAAUGCUCUUAGAAAACCAUUGGAAGUAGACACUAGCCCUCCUCCACCCCCUCCACAUUGCAGCAAAGUAUCUAUAGCUACUCAAACGUCUGAAGAUGUGAAUGAAGACAGUUCAUCGUCAUCUUCUCCAUCUAUUCAAACCGAGAGUAACACUGAAGCAAAGACGGAUAGUAAUAGACAGAAACCCAUGCUUUCCAAAUAUGUGAUUUUGAAGAUUUUAGCAGAUGCCGUAGUUUCUUAUCAUCCGGUAGCAAAACUUGUUACCGAAUUUCACUAUUGUGAUAAUACCAGUGUUCUUGCAUUUUUGUUUGACAAAAUAUUACCGGAAACACCCAAUCUGUCCGAUUCUGAAAGUUCUUCUAUGUGCCGCAUGCUUAUAGCAUCUCUUGCUUCAUCCAACCAUUCACCUGAAGCCCAACAAACGCUGGUUAUGGAGGUAAAAUCCGCUUUGGCGCGAGCGCUCUCCUUACAGGAAUCUGCAGAAAAGCAUGCACAAAUACAGAGCUUGUGUGGAAUUAUAUCUACUAUGAUAGAAAAUUGCCCACCACAAUCAAAAGUUAGGCCACAGAUAAAUAAUAUAGUGAGAUUGCUAAUCAGAAAAGGGAUAUUUAAUGAUCUGGCAAGGGUUCCAUUAUACAUGGAUCUGUCUUCACCCCAUCUCGCUUACACUGGAAACGCUUGCUUGAAGCCUUUGGAAGCAUUAUCACGAAUAGUUAAUCAGCCGGUGCCAUUCCAUAUGCAAUCAAAGAAAAAAACUCAGCAACCUCUGGAAGAAGGACCUGGUUUUCAGCUUGAUAACACAUCGAACGAAGACACUAUUGCCCAAGGUGAAGAAGCAAUAGAUGACACUGAAAACACAGAACAUGACAUUUCUUCGACAUUGGACACAACCAACGCUGAAGAAACUGCCGAAGAAGAUAAUGUACUUGAACAAAUAAUGGGACAAUUACUAGAUCCAGGAAACACCAAUAAUACGACAUCUAAUAGAAAUCAUAGCUUGGAAAUCGAUAACCAUGGUAACAUCAACUUUGAAACUGAAAGAGAUGCUACGGAGGAAAUGAUGAGCACUGAUUCUGGUGAUUCUGAUUCAAAUACUUCAGAUCAAGGUGGUGAUGAUGAUAACGACGACAAUGAAGUGGAUGAUGAAAUUAUAGAUGACUCUGAAAAUAAUUUUGCUAACAGCUACAACGAUGAGAGCAUCGAAGAGAGAAGAAGAGGUUCUCAUGGAGAAGGAAAUGAGGACGACAUCUUGAUGAUACAUUAUGCUAAUGUCGAUGAAGAUGUCCUUCCAAGAGUCAGAUGGAAUGAAAACGGAUUUACUGUUCCAAUAUUUGAUGAGGCCAAUUCUAACACUGAACACUCGGUUUCUCUUAUUCACCCAUUAUUAAUUGGACGUGUUAAUGAACUGAAUCAGCAGUCCAUAUUUGCGAGAAACACACGAACAAACAGGGCAAGGCGUUACCAGUAUUUAUUCAAUCCAAGAAAUCCAACUCCACCUAUCAUACUACAGCGGCUACUUGGACCACAUGAUCCACACAUCGCUCUAGGUGCAGCCGAUUUGAGACAAGAAAUAAGAGAAUCUCCUCGUGUCAUCAUGAUGGACAACUUUGGAUUUCUUCCAACCCAUGAAGAACAGAUUGAUCUUGUUGAUAAUUCUGGAUAUCUAUUUGGUUCAACUUUGGCUGCAACUUUAAGUCAUAUUCCCCCUGUACUUUAUUGGUGGAACAUAGAAGCAAGAAUAUUGGACAUGGAAUCUGUUUACGACACUUCACUGUUUAUUUGUAAUCAGUUGUUGCCACCUUUGAUCAAGUACAGAAAUGCUGAGAUGCUUGAUAAGAAAAAGAAUGAAGAACAAACUACUCAAUCAAGAAAGCACAAACUUACAAUUCAUAAUGUAGACUCCGAACAAAGCAGCGAAGAAACUAGAGAUCCCUCUGAAGGUAGAGUUGUUAGAAGAAGAAAUGAUGAAGAAUUAGAUGGGGUUCCAAUAGAGGAAGAUGAUGAAUCGACAAAUCCUAAUAUCUCAACUGCUCAGUUCAUAAGGAAUAUCGUGUCAGAGUUUUCAAGUGCAGCUAAUGUUGCUUUGCGCAAUACAAUUGCGCCUAAUCCUUUCAAUCCAGAACCUGAGCCUCCUGCAAUUAGUUCAGGUUCUGCUAGAACCACUCCACCUAAUACAGCUAGUAGUAACUCAGGUUCAGCAACAAGAGAUUCAUCUACAGAUCCAGAAAAUGAUCAAGAGGGCGACUCACCAUUCAGUCAAAUUGAUAAUAAUAUCAGACACAUGUAUUUCGAAACGCCUUCAUCCCAGCCUCCAGCUCGUGAAAAUGUUGCUACUCUGAUGGUCAAUCCAACUCAGAGUACUCAAACAGGACAAAGCACUCCAACAGAAUCAAGUAGUGCUGUUGUGUUGAGUGAACCUGGCCCUAGCUCAAUGAACACUGAAGAUGUUCCAGAAGGUGUUGAUCCUUCUUUCUUGGCCGCUAUUCCCCCUGAAAUGCGUAGAGAAGUGAUAGAACAACAUAGGUUGUUGAAUUUCCAGCAACGGUUUGCUAGAGCUUCACAAUCACAGUCAACAUCCGGUGAACAGAGUGCGGAGCUUCCUGUCGAAGUAAACUCAGAAUUUUUAGCCGCAUUACCACCAUCACUCCAAGAGGAAGUACUUAACCAACAGAGGCUUGAACAACAGAGACAAGCUGCUUCAAAUGCAAAUCCAAAUGAACCUGUUGAUGCAGGUGCAUUUUUCGAAACUCUUCAGCCAUCAUUAAGGCAGAUGAUCCUGUCUGAUAUGGAAGACUCACAGAUAUCAGCAUUGCCACCAGAUCUUGCUGCUGAAGCUCAAAAUCUGCGAAGAGAUCUCGAAGCAAGGAACCGUCAGUUGGUUCAAGAGCGUUUUCUGCAUAACAAUCUCACAACUAUUAUAAGACAUUCCGCUAGAGGUAGGAUUAGUGGAAGGCCCUUUAUGCCACCUCAGCGUUCUCAGUGGGCAACUUGGGGCAGAGAUAUCCUGAACAUGAAUAGUAGUGGACAGUCUGGUUCGAAUGCCAACAUGAAAAUAAGAGGAAGGCAACUCCUUGAUCAUGAAGGGCUUGCUUGUCUCCUUGUACUACUGUUCACCGAUGAUGCUCAGCUCAACAAAUUGAGACUCCACAGGGUCAUAAGGAAUUUAUGUUUCCAUGGACCUACAAGAGAAUGGAUAGUAAGUGCUCUCUUGUCUGUGGUUGAUAGAAGUGUUCAUACAAAGCAAGAUGAUUCUUUGAACAAGCCAGCCAGGAAAGGCCCUAAGCCGGGUCCUUUGACAAGUAAACUCAUGACAGAUGUGAAAUCCCUCCAAUCAGGCGGCAACUGGUUAAACAUCAGAAUGGAAGCUGCGUUAGGGUGUUCUGCAAAUGUUUUCAUUGUUACUAGAGGGCCAGCAAAACGAAGUGAUAAGUAUGCUGUGGCAAAUAUAUCAAUCCAUCCUCAGGCAGCCCCAAUCAUUUGCAAGAAUGCGUUAGAGUUGAUAAUUUCUUUAUCGAAAACAUUUCCAAAUAAUCUCUUACCAGUUAAGUGUUUCAAAGAAGAUGAUAAGAUAUUAUUAUCACCUGUGAAAGUGAAAACAGAUGGAUUAGAUUUCUGGGAUGUGUUAUUGAGACUGGAUUGUUCGAGUACAAAGAAAGGAAAAAGUAUACCCAAAUCCAACACAAUAUCUUUAAUGGAUUCGGAGAACACUACUUUUGAUCAUUCCAUUUUUGGUCAGUUAUUGAAUAUGUUGUCAUCUCCUGUUAUCCAUAAAAAUACUCACCUUACCGAUAAUUUAUUAAGGCUCUUGUCUGUCAUUACUUCAACUAUGCCUGAAGUCUCUAAGAAUCAAAAUGGAGCUAAAAAUAAGGUUAAAUUACAAAAAGAAAGCUUUGCUACUCCAGUCCAGUCCAUUAAUUUAGCCGUUAAUGUUAUUACUUAUAAAAGUUGCUCGGAAGAUGGCUUAGAAUAUAUUACCAAUCUUCUACUGAAUCUGGCAAGUUCUUCUCUAGAAAUGAGUUAUUUGAUAUUGAAUUUACUCCUAGCCGCAGCAAGCAAAAUGGGGGAUAUUGUCAAGGGACAGAUUGACCAAAUGUUGGGUGAACUUAAGAAUCUUAACGGUUCUCAGAAACGCAAAAUUGACGAUGUUGUCCAGCCUUCAUCUUCUAAAGGAACUAUUGCUAAUCGUUUUACCAAAGAAACUGUAGUUAUAACUGCAUCUACAAAGGUCAAAACUUCCUACGAUUUGCAACUACCAUCUAUGGUGCCUUUAACCUCUAAGUCCUCAAGUCAGGUGUUUUUCCUUAGAGUGCUUCGGGUUAUAGUCAAUAUUAGACAUUCUAUUAAACAAACACUCAAAAAUGAAGAGUCUUCAUCGUCAAGCCAAGAGUUGACACCAUUGUGUGAGCAACUGUCAAAGCUUGAACCUCUAUGGGAAACACUAAGUCAGUGCCUUCUUGAAUUAGAACAUACACCUGACCACCAUGCUGUAUUAGUGCUUCAGCCUGCAGUUGAAGCUUUCUUCUUAGUUCAUUCUCCUCAUCAUCAUAAGUUAGUUACAAGAGAUAGAGAUAACCAAGGAGACAGAGAUAACGUUACCAGGCCUACAGCUAUGCCAGCUGAUUCUGAGCCUGCUGGAGGUUCCAGCAGUGGUGCCAAUAAACCUGAAUCAUUCCUUGUAGAGGGAGAUUCCAACAGCUCAGAUUCUUCCACAAAACCAACCGUCCCACAGGAACAGUUGAAGUUCCUCAAUUUUGCCGAAAAACAUCGAACAGUUCUCAAUCAGAUAUUGCGUCAAAGUUCUGCUAAUCUAUCUGAGGGACCAUUUGCUGUUUUAGUGGAUCAUACCAGAAUACUAGAUUUCGAUAUCAAGAGGAGGUAUUUCAGAGCAGAGUUAGAGAGGAUGGACGCUAAUGUAAGACGCGAAGAAACGGCUGUCCAUGUUAGAAGAUCAAAUAUUUUCGAAGAUUCCUUUAGGGAAUUGUACAGGAAAAGUCCUGAGGAGUGGAAGAAUCGAUUCUACAUCGUUUUCGAAGACGAAGAAGGGCAAGAUGCAGGUGGUUUAUUGAGGGAAUGGUAUGUUGUUAUAUCUCGUGAUAUUUUCAACCCAAUGUAUGCAUUAUUUACUGUAUCUCCUGGAGACCGUGUCACAUACAUGAUUAACUCUGCUAGUCACUAUAAUCCAAAUCACUUGUGCUACUAUAAGUUUGUUGGAAGGGUCAUAGCUAAAGCUAUAUUCGACAAUAAACUUCUCGAAUGUUACUUCACCCGUUCAUUCUAUAAACACAUAUUAGGAAUACCUGUGAAAUACACUGAUAUGGAAAGUGAAGAUUACAGCUUCUACAACAGCUUAGUAUACUUGAUGGAAAAUAAUAUAAGCUCUCUAGGCUUGGACUUGACAUUCAGUACUGAAAUCAAUGAAUUUGGAGUAACUGAAGUGAGGGACCUUAUCCAGAAUGGUAGAAAUGUUCCUGUAACUGAAGAAAACAAAAUGGAAUAUAUAAGGCUUUCUUGUCAAAUGAAAAUGACAGGAGCCAUUAAGCAACAGUUAAAUGCAUUUUUAGAAGGCUUUUAUGACAUAAUUCCUAUGCGCCUAAUAUCUAUUUUCAAUGAGCAGGAAUUGGAAUUACUUAUAUCUGGAUUACCAAAUGUAGACAUUGAAGAUUUGAAAUCUAAUACAGAAUAUCAUAAGUAUCAAUCCAACUCCCUACAGAUACAAUGGUUUUGGAGAGCUCUAAGGUCUUUUGAUCAAGCAGACAGGGCUAAAUUUCUGCAGUUUGUUACUGGAACCUCUAAAGUACCUCUCCAAGGUUUUGGCGCUUUAGAAGGAAUGAAUGGAGUUCAAAAGUUCCAAAUUCAUCGCGAUGAUAGAUCCACUGAUCGUUUACCUUCUGCCCACACUUGUUUCAACCAACUUGAUCUUCCUGUUUACGAAUCCUACGAUAAGCUUCGUUCAAAUUUGUUAAAAGCUAUACAUGAAUGUUCAGAAGGCUUCGGUUUUGCUUAACUUUAAACACUUGUUGUAUUUAAAGACUGACAAAGGUAAGAGUGUUUUUAUUGAUAUCGUAGAUGUAAAUAAAAAAAAAAAUGAAUGUACAGAUAUAGUGUGUAAAAAACAAUCUCUUUCUUUUACUAAUUUAAAAUGGGAAGAAAAAUGAGUUAAUAAUUCUUGUGUGUGCAAUUUCUGUUACAUUAAAUUGUAAAGAUUUAUUUAUUGGGGAGCACAUGUAUUUUUGUAAAGCGUUUGCUGACUAGUGAACUGAACGUGAUAGAAUGAAUUUGAUAACUCAAAUUCACUCCUUAGUAAUAUUGGUACAUCUUCAAUUUUUGAGUAUUGUUUGUUAACAUGAUCUAGAAUUAUUUUUAUCCAUAAUUAUUGUUUUUUAAUUUCUUAUCAAUUGGUUGCAACUUCUUGAUCAUAAUUUAUUUCAAAUGUAGUUACUUCUAAAGUUAGGCGAUUAUUUUUAAUAAACAAUUCUCCUUU